GGGUCACGUCCCAUCAUGGCGGCUGAGGAGGCGGAUGUGGAUAUUGAAGGGGACGUGGUGGCUGCGGCGGCACAAUCUGGUUUACACUAAACUUCCUUUCAAAUGGUUUGACCACCUCAGAGAAGCUGGCUCCACUGCAGUACCGAAGCAAUGAAAAUACAGCAUCUGUUUUACAAGAUCACUAUCUUGAUUCAUCAUGGAGAAAUGAGAAUAGUCUUAUUCCUUGGACUCUGGAUAACACCAUCAGUGAAGAGAACAGAGCUGUCAUUGAGAAAAUGUUGUUGGAAGAAGAGUAUUAUUUAUCUAAAAAAUCACUUCCAGAAAAAUUCUGGCUUGAUCAAAAGGAAGAUGAUAAAAAAUACACAAAGAGUCCGCAGAAAACAGCAAAAACCAUGGUACAGUCUCCUACAAAACCAGCCAGUUUCUCAGUAAAGUGGACGAUAGAAGAAAAAGAGCUGUUUGAACAAGGGCUGGCUAAAUUUGGCCGAAGGUGGACCAAAAUUGCAAAGCUAAUUGGAAGUCGCACUGUUUUACAAGUGAAGAGCUAUGCCAGGCAGUACUUUAAAAAUAAGGUAAAAUUAGAUGGUCCAGAGAAGAAAACACCAAAUCAGAAGAACAGCAGUGAUAUUCAGAUUCAAAGUGAAGUUGAAAGCACAACAGCGUGGACACCGUCAGGUUUAAGGGGACGUGCUGAUCCCAACUUGAAUGCUGUAAAAAUUGAAAAGUUAUCUGAUGACGAAGAAGUAGACAUCACAGAUGAGGCAGAUGAGAUGACCUCUCAAGCACCCCAGGAGGAUCCUAGUAGACAUCUCUUAUUAGACAUCCCUAAUAGUAAAAGUCAUGAAACCUGCCAAGGAGAAUUUGUCACCUCUGCCAGUCAGGAAGAUUCCAUUUCUAAAUCUUCGAAAGAAAAUCUUCAGAAUUUAAAGCAUGGUGAGGUGGAAACACUUUCAAGCUCAGGAAUUACAUUUUGCACUGAAAAACAGAGCACCAGUGAUAAAAAAUCACUUGAAUUAAAUGAUCAGAAAUCUAAUAAACUGAUAAAAAGCUGUGAUAAGCAUGAUGGAAAUGGAAUAGUAGGUGAUAACAGGCCAUUGCCUUCUCUAGAGCCUUGUGAAGUUCAGAAAGAUCUGAGUGAUAAUGAAAUGCUUUUUCAGUCCUACUGCCAAAUGGAGGAGGAGCACCAUGAGGAAGAAGAGCUUAAGCCACCAGAGCAAGAAGUAGAAAUAGAUAGAAAUAUUAUUCAGGAAGAAGAAAAACAAGCAAUUCCUGAGUUUUUUGAGGGGCGCCAAGCUAAAACACCAGAACGCUAUUUGAAAAUUAGGAAUUACAUUUUGGAUCAGUGGGAGAUAUGCAAACCGAAAUACUUAAAUAAGACCUCAGUACGUCCUGGCCUGAAGAACUGUGGGGAUGUUAAUUGUAUUGGACGGAUUCAUACAUACCUCGAAUUGAUAGGAGCAAUCAAUUUUGGAUGUGAACAGGCUGUAUAUAAUAGGCCACACCCAGUUGAUAAAGCGCGAAUCAGGGACAGAAAAGAUACAGUGGAAGCAUACCAACUCGCCCAGCGCCUGCAGUCUGUGCGCACGAGGAGACGUAGGGUCCGAGACCCAUGGGGAAAUUGGUGUGAUGCAAAAGACUUAGAAGGACAGACAUUUGAGCAUCUCUCUGCUGAGGAGUUGGCACAAAGAAGAGAAGAGGAAAAAUGCAAAACUAUUAAAUCUUCAAAAGUGCAAAGACCAACAAAAAGCUCAUUUGAUCCCUUCCAGCUGAUACCUUGUAAUUUUUUCAGUGAAGAAAAGCAGGAGCCAUUUCAGGUGAAAGUGGCUUCAGAAGCACUUUUAAUAAUGGAUUUGCAUGCUCAUGUGUCUAUGGCAGAAGUGAUUGGUCUGUUAGGAGGAAGAUAUUCAGAAGUUGAUAAGAUAGUUGAAGUCUGUGCAGCGGAGCCAUGUAACAGUCUGAGUACAGGGCUGCAGUGUGAGAUGGACCCUGUCUCCCAAACACAGGCCUCGGAAACCUUGGCUGUAAGAGGCUACAGUGUCAUUGGGUGGUAUCAUUCUCAUCCUGCCUUUGAUCCUAAUCCUUCCCUACGAGAUAUUGAUACUCAAGCCAAAUACCAGAGUUACUUCUCCAGAGGUGGCGCAAAGUUCAUUGGAAUGAUUAUUAGUCCCUAUAAUCGAAACAAUCCUUUACCUUAUUCCCAGAUUACCUGCCUGGUUAUAAGUGAUGAAAUUAGCCCAGAUGGCUCUUACCGUUUACCUUACAAAUUUGAAGUACAACAGAUGUUAGAAGAACCUCAGUGGGGAUUAGUGUUUGAAAAGACAAGAUGGAUAAUAGAAAAAUACAGGCUCUCCCGUAGCAGUGUCCCUAUGGAUAAAAUCUUUCGCCGGGAUUCUGACCUGACUUGUUUGCAGAAACUUUUGGAGUGUCUGAGGAAAACUCUAAGCAAAGUGACAAAUCGCUUCAUUGCUGAAGAAUUCUUGACUCAAAUAGAAAAUUUAUUUCUUUCCAGUUAUAAAAGCAAGCAGGGGAACGGAGUAGCUGAAGAGAACUGUGCUGUGGGUUCGAAGGAAUUGUUGCUGUAGUGAUUUCAAAGUGACAUUUUAAUCUUGACACAAUAGAUCCUACUGUCCUAUAUAACCUUGAAACUAUUGUAAUCUCUUAGCAGUAGCACAGCUUUGAUGUUUUUUCUCUAAUUCACAAAAUCUGAACUUUGCCACAUAAACCAUGUGGCAAAAAAGAGGAAGGAACUUGUUGCACGUAGCACUUACCAGGGUGCCGAGGGCACUGGGGUGAGCUGUGGGGCCCCAGUCCUGCGAGCAGUGGCCAGUGGGCGGCGCAGCAGGCGCCGAAGGACUGCCCACUUACUGUUGUCUGCAGGUUGGUGAGUGAGAUCUGUCUCUGAUUUUUAGUUCUCCCCCAACUGCUCAUUCCCUUUUUUUUAUCUCAUGUCUCAUUAAGAGCACUUCCGUCCUUUCCAUGUGUUUUGGUGAGAUGUGUUUAUUGUUGCAAAUGAGAAAUGGGUGGGUGGUCACUGAGGUAAUUAACAUGGCAGAAAACUACUGAUUUAGUAAAUUAACAACAUGCUGUGUGAGGCAGGGGAGGCAUCAGGAGAAGAACCUUAAAAACCGAAGAGACCCACCCAAAUGAGAGAGUCAAACUGCUGAUUUUUAAUCAUAGAUAUUUGCUUCCAUUUUAUUUCAGAGCAACAAUACUACAGGAUAUGUGAUUUUUUCAGCUAUCUAAAACAUUUUGUAUGGAUUUCAGAUGCAUAAAAUAAUUAGUUUCAGCAGUCUGCCCCUUUACUUGAGUGUGCAGAUGAUAAAACCUCACUUAACUGCCACACAGGUCAUCAGCACCCUCAGACUAGGUUUUUUCCUACUACCUGCUAUCAGUAGAAAGAGGCAAAUUGUAGUAAAGCUUAAAUAAAUCGGAGAUUUAACUUUAAAAACAAAAAAGCCUUCCACAACAUACGCAUAUGCAGCCCAGUUUUGUAUACUUUCUAAAUCUAGAACAGAAGUCUGCAAACUGUAAAGGGGCAGCUAGUCAGUAACUUUGACUCUGCAGGACACACACUGUCUCUAUCAGACGGGUUUCAUAUUUUUUACAACCCUUUAAAAUUUUAACCAUUCUUAACUUAUAAGCCUCACAAAACACAUUGCUGGCCGCUAUCCUCCAACCCCCUGUUCUAGAGAACUGUAAAUAAUUAGAAUUUCUCUUCAGAUGCAUGAGCCUGAGACAUUCAAAGAUAUUUCAUCGUUUUCAAACAACAAAACUCAAAUUUGUGAUUUAUUACAUUUAGGUACAUUGUCAAAUAAAACAAUUAUGCUGCCUGAUUUAUCCUAAUAGAUUGUAGUUUAUUAACCAUUGAAUUCAUUUAUACCCAUUCUCCAAGCAUUCUUAUUAAUAACAGGUUUAAUCUGGGUAUUCUGUAUUUUUACCUUUUUUGUUUAAUUAAUAGCCAAGGGAGAAUACGGCAGUAUUAGAAGGCUCAGUGAACCAGUUUUAAAUGACCUGGGUCUGGACUCAACCAUGUGACUUUGGGGGAUAAGCUUACCUUUUUCGGACCCAAAUCUUGUGUCUCUGGGGUUUCAGUUGUCUCUCUAGCAUCCUUCUAGGUCUGAAUUCGUACACUGUAUUCUAAUUGUUGGGCCACUCACCUGGAACUUUUUAUUUUGAGAUGGUACAGUUCCCAAAUUAGCAAAUGUUUUUAAAGAAAACUGGUAGUGUUUUCCAUUUCUCUAUAAGCAUUUAGGAUAAAAAAUGUAACAUAACUUAUAAAGCAGUUACUUGUGGGACCAGGGGUAUGAGAGCUCUAGACCAAAAAUCAGGAAACCUGAGAGUUCUUACCAGUUCUGUUACCAGCUUUGCUGUGUUACAGUGAUAAAAAACCAUAUAACCUGUUGACUUCAGGCUCUUCAUCUGUAAUUCAGGUCUAAAUUUUGUGUAUAGUUAUUUCUUUCCAAGGGCAGAAUAUCUCUGAUUCUAUAAAAGGUAGUAAUUCAUUUAUUUGUACUGUUUCUUUUAACUUAUUUUCCUCAUUAUACAUUGGGAAUUGAUCCUAGAAAAUGUUAUUAACUAGCUUUUGUGAUGAAAUUUUCCUAUGAUACUGAUAAAUUUGAGUGAUGAAAAAUAGUGGAAAUUGUUAGAAGUUCUGUUCUUAAACCUGAGUCCCCCACAUGCCAGUGGUUAACUGGAUUUACUAAGAACCAUACUCUGAGGAGCUCAAAAAUGGCAAUCCUCAAUUUAAAGCUUUAAAAGCACAAUUUUUAAACUAAAAUGUUUUUUACAAACAGAAGCAUAAAAAUAUCUUAAUCCUACUAUCUAGAAAACCAGGGCUAACAUUUUAGUAGAAAUGUCCCCCAUGUGAGUGUAGGACAUUAAAAGCUGUGAUACCUGCUCCCCUCCUCGUUCACUCUCUCUGCUUCCUUUUUUUCUCUUAGCAUAUUAAACAGUUUUGCAACUGCAGGCGCCCACAUUUCUGUCACCGCCAACCCUGGGCUACUGAGGGGAGUUGAAGUGUGUUUCCUAGGAAGUCUAAAACAGAAUGGCCCCGUGGUGCAGGCAGUUCAGGAGGCAGGGUCACAGAGGGAAACCGGCCUCUAGUGCUGUUUACAGUGCUGGAGAUGGGGAAAUCUAAUCCUAAGGUAACAUUCAAACUGGAAAAAUCGGUGGAACAGGAUCAGCAAAAUCAGGCUCUCCUCUCUGUUCCAUUGCCCUGGCCGCUGCCCUUGGCCCUGUGUUCACAGCUGCAUUAUGAUGGUUAGGGCGCUAGACGCUUGUCCUCUUGGACCUCUUCUUCUAUUAAAAAUCAAUGCAUUAUCAUUGCACUUGUAUAAAGUGAAUAUAGGGUUGUCUAUAAAUAUGUCCUUCGAUCUAAAAGGGUUUUUUUUCCCCCUGAAUUUCAAGGAAAUUAAAGCAUUUUCAUGGGCCUGAGGCAUGGUGCCUAAUUAGAUGAACUGGCCCCAAAGGCUGUCCAUCCUCUGCAAAACCCACGUCAUAAACCAUAGUGGAGCUUUGUCACCCCAGCCAAAAACGUGAGACCGCAGCUUUCAGUCUUUAGACGUGAACAUAGUUCUUAAACUUAGCAGUACUGCUGGGACCAUUCGUCCUCAAAGAGAUAGGCAGCAGCAGUUAGUUUUAAUUUUCAGGUAGACUGAACAUUGUGUUCUGAUCCUUAGUCUGUAGUUUCAGAACUCAUCCACAUAUCCUACCAUUUUUUCUCCCUUCAUUUCCCUCAAGCCCUUUUUUCAUCUCCACGUGCUUUGCUUCCUGAGGUCAUUCAUUCUGUCACUCGUUGAAAGUGGGGCCUGAAGAAGAGAGAUGAACACACCCAUUCAUAUUUCCCAGAAGCUGAUUAAUGCUGUCCUACCCUUCUCCAUAAUUUUCCUCCUCACAGGAGUGGGGUGAGGUCUGUGGUGUGUAGACUGUAAGCGGGAUCAGAACCUCAAUCGCUCUCUGGGCAGCAGGAGAGACUGGCUUCAACGUGCCAACCUGAGCAGCUUCCUGUGUGUCUUGCUGGCUCCUAACAAGGUGAGCUGUAGGACCUGAAGGAACUGAUAGUCAGGAUACCCUAGGGUUGAUGCUUUGCCCUGCACCUAUGGAAGAGCCAUAGGACAGGUACCUGAACACCGAAAUGUAGCUCCCUGUCCUCAGGUCGUUGGCAGAUGUCCAGCUGAUGGAUUUCUCAGUAGGAGUUAAGUCAGGAUACCCAAAUUUUGUUGUUUUCAUUUUUUAUUUCCACUUCUGCCAAUGGCUAGAGACUAACUCGAGUCACACUAGGACAGUAAGGAAAACUCAGUGCACUCAAGCACAAAGAAGAAAAGCACACACAUUUUUAUAAUUCCUUUCAUUGGGGUCAAUAUUGUACAAAUUUGACAAAUUUGAUCUGCUCUCCAGUUUACCAGGAGUUUAAUAAUUUUCUUACAAAUUAAUAUCAGAUUUUGCAGUAUUUCCAGAAAGUCACUGUGAAGAAUAAUGUAACAUACUUCCUUUUCUUAGGAAUUUAAAACCUUUUCUUAAAUGGUUUUUAUGUAUGCUGUUUCUCCAAACCAUUCUCUCUCUCUUUCACCCCUCUCUCAUUUAAACUGUAAUUUUUGCUUUCUGAUAUUUUUCUAAUCUUUUAAGUCACCUUAAAUUCUUUCCAGAACAAAACAGACAAGUCUGGUUCCUCCCACCCCCAACUAAUUAACUCUUGGUAUCUUUUUGUUUUUAUUUUCUUCCUUUGACUAUAUUUAUGAAUGCAUUCAAAAGGACUGUAAUUUCAGGGGGAGAUGCCUGAUUUGCUAUCUUUGAGGUUUUCUAAAGUUAGUCUAUUAUGAAUUAAGAAGGAUAUUAAAUAUGAUUUCAUAGUUUGUAUUCCUGUUUCACGGGGUACAACAGAGUAUUCCUGUUUCACGGGGUACAACAGAGUAUUUGUUUCAACCUAUUAUAAAAUAACAGAUUCUAGCAUGAUUUAAGUAGAUUACUUACAUAUAUCUUAAAUUUAUGAAUUGACAUGUAAAUUGUAUAUUUUGUAUAAGUUUACUGUGAUUAUUGAUAAACCCGUUGCUGGUUUCCCUAAAUGUUACAGUGUACGUAGAUUUCUUUUAUUAGUUUGAAUUUUUUUAAUAUGUUCUGUAACAAAAUAUGAUUUAAGCUAUUUUGUACAUUUCAACAUGAUGCCAUGUUGUCUAUAUCUGUAUUAAGGAAUAUUAUGAAUAUUAGUGUUUAUACAAUUAUGAAAGCCUUUUCUCAAAAUGAUUGAACUCUCCUCCCUAUACUAAACUAUGACAUAUUAUAAAAUAUAUGAUUUUAAACUUUGAGAUUUAUCUAAUAAAAAUUAAAGGAAACAUUCUGAAGA
Messenger RNA from Artibeus jamaicensis (Jamaican fruit-eating bat), 7339 nucleotides. It is a transcript of the gene MYSM1, whose product is annotated as Myb like, SWIRM and MPN domains 1. Bases 276 to 2582 code for a protein of 768 amino acids. Gene Ontology annotation, biological process: positive regulation of transcription by RNA polymerase II; chromatin remodeling; double-strand break repair. The record is from RefSeq and is a predicted model, not a curated record. The transcript has 21 exons. Gene Ontology annotation, cellular component: BRISC complex; BRCA1-A complex. Lineage: Eukaryota; Metazoa; Chordata; Mammalia; Chiroptera; Phyllostomidae. Gene Ontology annotation, molecular function: metallopeptidase activity; histone binding; polyubiquitin modification-dependent protein binding.